AUUAGGUUGCCAACCACUGUUGCGACACAUCCAGUAGCAUCCAGUAGAAGGCUGCAAGAUAUUCACAGUAAAACGUGGAGGAAAUUACGCUGAGACAUUGACGCAGCAAUGGUCGCGUAAUCCACUCACGUUUUCGGUCACGUUCACGCGCAGAGAUUGCGAGCUCUUCAAGAGACGUGCGCGAGGAUGUCGCGUUCAAAGAGCGAGAAGAACGGUAACGGUGGUAAGUGCGAGGUUAGUGUGUGGACACGUGCAAUCACAGCCAACUCUGAAUGGCCCGAUAAGGAAGAAUUUCUUGAUGUGAUAUAUUGGGCGAGACAGGCGAUCGGCAUUAUCGUCGGUAUAGGAUGGGGCCUUAUACCUUUGAAAGGUUUUCUAGCUUUAUUGUUAUUUGUAUUAGUCAAUGCAGGAAUUACAUAUUUAUACUUUAGUAGUUUCCAACAAAUCGAUGAGGAGGAAUUUGGUGGUGUGUGGGAACUGACAAAGGAAGGAUUUAUGACUUCCUUUGCUGGAUUUCUGGUGACAUGGAUCAUUAUAUACUCUGGACUGCAUUUCGACUGAUUUACGUGCUUUAUCCGACGUUUGUUAUGCCGCUGCCUACGGAUUCGUACAUUGGCUCGGAUCCAUGUUUCACA
Harpegnathos saltator (Jerdon's jumping ant) is the source of this 635-nucleotide messenger RNA. RefSeq lists its product as uncharacterized. The transcript has 4 exons. The record is from RefSeq and is a predicted model, not a curated record. NCBI's taxonomy places the organism in Eukaryota, Metazoa, Arthropoda, Insecta, Hymenoptera, Formicidae. Bases 187 to 561 code for a protein of 124 amino acids. Gene Ontology annotation, biological process: mitochondrial respirasome assembly.